GGCUACUUCGAUGACAACACUUCCAAGCAACCGAAGCACAAGAGGAGCCGACCGAGGAAGAGAGUGACAAGGAAUCCACAGCAGUAUUGAUGGAGAAUCUGCUGUGCAAUUGGCAGCAACGCGAACUGCUGGUCAUGCGGCAGAUCUUCAUCCGCUACGAAGCAACUUUCCGGUCGAUAAACCUGAAGAUUGCGGCAUUGCAGGCCGAGAACAGCACAUUGCAGGCCGCCAACAGCCAGCAGCAGACCAUCAACGACCAGCUGCAGACCACCGUCAUCACAGGAUUGGCACGACUGUCUGCAAUCGAGUCGACGGGCAGUGCAGUGCCAGACUGCAGCUUAGCUUUCGCCGCUCAAGCCAAGCAACUCGAGGAGCGGAUCAACCACGUAGUCGCAUCCCUUGGCGACAUCAGCACGUUUGUUGGGACGUCUACGGUCAGCAAUCAGCUGCAGACGCUCACCGACCGCGUUCAACAACGAACGGUCGCCGUUGUCAAGGAAUGGAAGAUGCCGAACUUCAAGAUUGAGAAGUUCGACGAUUACCACAAGACCAAUCCGCUGCAGUGGUGGAUGGCAUUCAAUGUGGAGGCAGACGUACAUCACGUCCCACCCGAACGGCGGCUUGGCGCACUCUACCUCCAACUCAUUGGAGGGGCGCAGGCUUUCAUGACUCACAUGGCCGUCACGUUGGAAUGCACCAUCGCCACCCUCCACACUAAGAUCACGUGGGAGGAAUUCGAAAAGAAGUGGAAGACCCGGCUCAUGGUCAACAACGACAAACGUCACGCCUUGAAGAAGAUCUUCCGCAUCUUGGCCAGCAAACAUCACAGAAAUGUACCACCUCCGUCGACGGACAACGUAGUAGCGGUUGUUGACCUUCGUAGCUAUCUUGCGAAGAUCGACCACGAGCACACAACGCAAUGCCGGUCGCUGGACGAGCACCUCGAGGACCUUCGCACCGUUUUGGAGCGGCUCAGUAUCGCCAAGUACAAGGUAAACUGCGACAAGUUUUGCCACCGGAACAAAGGGCGCCAUCAGCUCCCGUACGGUGAAUUAGAACCAUUGCCGAUUCCUCGGGAACCAGAUCUCUCCAUUGCUAUGGAUGUGACCGACCCUUUCCCUCGCGAUCGCCUUGGCCAUGAUGGUAUUCUCACGGUCGUUGACCGUUUGAGCAAGUACGCUCGAUUUCUUCCAUGCAAGUAUUAUGCGACGGCUCCCGAGCUCGCACGACUUUUGCAUACUGGCUGGUUUUGCAGCCACGGUGCUCCGGAAGACAUCGUCAGCGACCGCGACACUCGUUUCAUGUCAGCCUUUUGGAUGACACUCAUGGUGGAAUCCGGCACCAGCAUGAAACCGAGUUCCGCACGACAUCCUCAAACGGAUGGGCAAACGGAACGUGCGCACCAGACUGCGCAGAUGAUGCUCCGCACACUCAUCCCCCCGGAUCAGAAGGACAAGGUUGACCGCCUUCCCGACAUCGAGUUUGCCUACAACACUUCGGUGCACCCGGCAAUCGGUGUGCCUCCUUUUGAGUUGGAUCACGGUGGACGGAAAGGCUGUAUCUUCGCAUACAUUUUGCUUCCACGGGCUGCCGAUAUCGACGCCGCUUGCUCCCUCGCUUAUGCACGGAAGUACAGGGAACUGCUGGCCAAAGCCCGUGCAAAUAUGCAAAAGGCUCAGGUUCGUACGCAGCAGCAAGCGAAUCGGCGUCGCAUCCCAUGUCCAAUCCGUGCCGGCGACCUUGUUUGGGUCACCUCCGAGGAAUUCACGCUCGAGCAGCACGUCUCAUGCAAGCUCCUCCCUAAGUGGUUUGGGCCAUGGAAGGUCACUUCAGCAGCUGGCGACGACCCCGCGGGUCCAUCUUUCAUAAUCGAGAUUCCCCCGCAUUUGAUGGUCCACCCGGUAUUUCACGCUUCGAAGAUGGCGGUCUACACUCCAGCCUCAUGAACGGACUUUCCAGGUAGACGGUCCCAUGACCCUCCUUCAAUGGACGGUCACCAGGAGGUUGACUGUGUCCUCGCCCAUCGCAAGCACGGCAACAAGCCGAUGCAGUACAAAGUUACAUUCAAACAAUGCUCCCGACGACACACGCUGGAUUUCACGAGCUGAUCUGAAGGCGACAGUACCCCUCAUCUUCGCGCACUACGAAAAGCAGCGACUUGCUAAGGAAGCUGCCCAACCCACCCGACCCGCACGGACAUCG
Messenger RNA from Chara braunii, 2202 nucleotides. NCBI's taxonomy places the organism in Eukaryota, Viridiplantae, Streptophyta, Charophyceae, Charales, Characeae. The record is from the annotation of a GenBank genome assembly.